CAUAUCAGUGGAGGCGAACUGAACCGGGCUCUGGGAGGCGUAGCUUGACAUAACCUUAGCCAAAUUGACAUCUCGACCUUGUUUCUGGCGUAAUUGUCACUACACAAACGGAAAAUAAAUGACUAAAUGCACCCAGGAUCACAUUGAAAGAUACCUGUGAAAGCUCUUGCUUCCCACCCAAAUGUCACAGUGACAGGGGCGGGCGGAGGCAGAGCCCGUUGCCCCGGCCCCUUUGCCCAACUGCAGAGCAGCCCCUGGCAGGGAGCACACCCUCCCAUUCCAGUCCUCUGGGUGGCACCUUGAGCCAUGGAGCACCCACGGGAGAAAGAGGGUGAGAGACCUGCACGCAGCAGCAAGGCAGGUCAGGGGCGCAGCGGGCACUCGCGCCCCUCGGGAUCAGGCUCCUCUGGAGUGCUCAUGGUGGGGCCCAACUUCCGUGUGGGCAAGAAGAUCGGCUGUGGUAACUUUGGAGAGCUGAAGUUGGGUAAAAAUCUCUACACCAAUGAGUAUGUUGCAAUAAAAUUGGAACCAAUCAAAUCAAGGGCACCACAGCUGCAUUUGGAGUACCGGUUUUACAAAACAUUAGGCAGCACAGCGGAGGGUCUUCCUCAGGUCUUCUACUUUGGGCCUUGUGGGAAAUACAAUGCCAUGGUGUUGGAGCUGCUGGGUCCCAGUCUAGAAGACCUCUUUGACCUUUGUGACAGGACCUUCUCUCUUAAGACCGUUUUGAUGAUGGCUAUUCAGCUGCUAUCCCGGAUGGAGUACGUCCACUCCAAGAACCUCAUCUACCGAGACGUGAAGCCAGAGAACUUCCUCAUCGGGCGGCAGGGGCACAAGCAGGAGCACAUCAUCCACAUAAUUGACUUUGGCCUGGCCAAAGAGUACAUCGACCCCGAGACCAAAAAACACAUCCCCUACAGGGAACACAAGAGCCUCACAGGGACCGCCCGCUACAUGUCUAUUAACACCCACUUAGGAAAAGAGCAAAGUCGACGGGAUGACCUGGAAGCCCUGGGCCACAUGUUCAUGUAUUUCCUACGAGGGAGUCUGCCGUGGCAAGGACUCAAGGCUGACACCCUGAAAGAGCGAUACCAGAAGAUUGGCGACACCAAGCGCAACACUCCCAUCGAGGUCCUCUGUGAAAGCUUUCCAGAAGAGAUGGCCACCUACCUGAGCUACGUGAGGCGGUUGGACUUCUUUGAGAAGCCCGACUACGAGUAUUUGAGGACUCUGUUCACCGAGCUGCUUGAGCGCAAAGGAUACACCUUUGACUACACCUACGACUGGGAUGGCAGACCGAUUCCUACUCCAGUGGGGGCUGUCAACGUGGACUCGGGUGCGUCUGCCAUCACGAGAGAAAGCAACGCUAACAGAGACAGGCCCUCUCAGCAACAACCCCUACGGAACCAGACGGCAGCAUCAGACCGCAGAGGGGCAUGGGAUGCACAGGCCCACCGGCAGACAAACUCCUCCUACCUGAGCAGCUCCCACCUGGCCGCAGACAGGCAUGGGGGCUCUGUGCAGGUGGUCAGCUCCACCAAUGGGGAACUGAACGCCGAUGACCCAAUGACGGCCCACUCCAACGCACCUAUCGCAGCGCAGGCCGAAGUGGAGGUGGUGGAUGAGGCCAAGUGUUGUUGCUUCUUCAAGCGAAAACGGAAGAAGAACACUCCACGGCAGAAAUGAUCUCCUGCUACCCUGUCCGGUGUCGCUGAGCGAGUUUGGUUUUAAGGAAAUUAAUGAAGGGACAUUUCUGGGAGGGAGUUGUGAGAGAGACUUGUUAUUACAAGAGAAAAAAUUGGAUUCUUACUGACCUGGACCUACUGAAUGGAACUACUAUACACAUGAAGACCUUGGCCACAAAGUCCUUUCUUUUCUUUUCUUUCUCGGUGGCUGAAUGGAUGAAUGACUAAAUUUGACUUUUGACCUUUCCUCUGGAUACUGGAGGAUGCCUGAGGACAUCUCUUCAUCUGCCCCAGUUUUUUUUCUUUCUUUUGCUCAAGCGGAGAUCAAAAGUCAAGUCUUCCCCCCUCCAUUUCUCUUUUCAGGUGUGAGGAGACCAGUCUAGCAGUCUAUAGACCUCUAUCACCUUUCUCUUUCUUUCUUGUGUCUCUCCUCUUUCUCUCUCACCAAACCCACUCACAUCCACAGUAAAAGCCGGUCUUAAGCUGUCCCUUUUGCUUUUUGUUCAUACAAAUAUAUGUCUGUACAUACGUAGGUGUGGAUGUUUGUUUGAAUGUGCCCUAAUGGCUAAUUGGUUCAUAUGCCACGAAGCUCCUCCCACUCAGCCCUGUUUGACUUUCUUUUGAAGAAGGCAUUAUAGAUGAUGCUUCCUAGUCCUGAAGUAACCUUGCUCCAACACUAGACACCUCCAUGGUCCCUUGUAGAUCUGCAAAGAUGCCACAGAUUCUUUCAAAUCUAUCAAGAAGGGUCUGCAGGUUGAUUUGGGAUUGGCAUAAGUAGUCAAAGCAGAAAGAAACGGUAGAUAAGGAGGGAACACCAAAAGAAGCACUUUUCUAAUGCAUCCUUGCCAGAAAAAAACCUGAUGAGUACCAAUUCACCUCUAAACAAUCACUAAAUUUGCCUGCUGCCUCCAUAUGUGUUAAAAACAAUUGUGCUAAUUUCAAUGAUAUGCAAGAAAAAUGUUAGACCGCAGCGAGUGACCAAAGGGAUGUGUGUGAACAGAGGACCUAUUAUGUUACCAGAUUUAGAUUUAACUGAAAAUGAUUUGUAUUCUAGAUCCAUGUUUGAUGCACUGGUCAUUAUUACCCACCCACUCCUUUUCAGCUUUUCAAUUUCAGGCCAAUUGUAAAAACAUGUUGGCCAAUUGUAAAAAAAAAUUGGCCAAUUGUAAAAAAAAAUUGGCCAAUUGUAAAAAAAAAUGUUGGCCAAUUGUAAAAAAAAAUGUUGGCCAAUUGUAAAAAAAUAAAUAAAAUAAAAAAAAAAAUGUUGGCCAAUUGUAAAAAAUGUUGGGGGGGAGUAUCACCAAUAGAUCUGUUAUGAGUUGCAUUUCGCAUUGCUUUUGGUAACAUUGCCGGUACCUGUAAACUGGUCCCUGUUAUCCACAAACACCUAACUUUGUUUCUGUGUGGAUUUAGGAAAAGUUGCUUCCAAAUGCUGAUCUAAGGUCAGUUGUAGAUUUUUUUUUUUUUUACCUCUCAAUGUUUAAAGCUAGGAUUGGGCUAGAGUGAACUGACACCAGAUGUACACUUUAGGGUGACUUCUACCUCCAGUCUGUCUGUUUUGUAAUGAAUCUGGGACAAGGAGAACAGACUUGGCUCUCCUAUUGAUUUAGAUGCUACUGCUCCUCCUGCUGGCCUUACCAUGUAAUGCCUUAAUCAGACCACCUCUCUUCAGAGCCUAUCAGGAUAGGCAUCUGUUCACUGCAACAACACACCAGCCAAUAAGAAGACAUGUUGACAAGUCUGGUUCCUAUAGAGCAGUGUUGCUCAACUGGAUUCCUGGGGUACCUUAUGGUGUUACAUAUUUUUGUUCUAGCCCAGCCUGAACACCUGAAUCACCUAAUUACAGGUUUAAUGAUUAGUAUUAUUUUUGAAUCAGGUGUGUUUGCUGGGCUAGAACAAAAAAUGGAGUUGCGGUGUGGACGCUCAAGACCUGGACUUAAGAAAUGGAAGCUGUAGAGAGGGAGACUAUACAGCUGCCUCAAUGCCACUUAGAGGUCAAAAUUAUUUAGCCUGUGGAAAUGGUUGCGUUUUAGGAGGUGACACUGUGGUCUCUCACUUUAAAUCAAUUUUAGCGCAGACAAGGUUGAGAAAGCAGAAUUUGAAGAUUUCAAAUAGAGGAACCUCAAUUUCUUUCCUCUAAGGUCAUCAGAGUGAAAGGAAGUGAAGGGCCUUUUUUUAUUCUUCAGAUAUGCUUAUUUGUGUUUCUCUGCAGUCAAAACAUUUGAGGUUGUGAAAUGCUACAUUUUACAAUAAUAUUCUACCCUCUUGGUAAACCUCAGUGUUUACUCCUGAGUGGUUAUCUUGUCUGUUUUCAAUUUAUUUUGUUUUGUGUUGUCAAUGUGAACUGAAAAUGUAUGAUGUCCUGUAAUUUGUAUUUUUUUAAUCAUUGAAUGAUCUUGCUUUUUCAUGGGGGGAUGUAUUUAAACAGCGAUUGAGUGCACUACGUAUUUUGUACCUACUGUUGACUGCAGUUAGAAUGCCAGCCUCGCUCUCUACCAUCUAGAUACUAUCCACUGUUUCACUUGUGUAUUAUGGAAAUGGUGGAAAGAACUCUGUGGCUUUGAGUCAAGCUGGAAGAAUUGUCAAUUUCCUUAUGCUUCUAUUGAAUAACUCCCUUGUACACAGACAGACACACGGGCUUGUGUGAUACGUUCCUAUGAUACGUUUUUAUCUUUGGAGUCAGUUCUCUAGCUGUCUUUUAUAGGGAUGGACAAGCAGAAGCUAUGUAUAUUUUUGAGUAACAAAGCAGUUUUUUUUGUGCUGUGUGCAAAUGUUGUAUUCUUCCUUGAAAGUGUAUGUCUUGAGUAAGUAUCUCUGCAGUUUAAAUUAUUUCAAACGUACUUGAAUUGAAAGAUGUGGGACGAGUCUUAGUCAAGUAGUGGAAUGUCAGGAUUUACUCAAAUGCCAUUGUCUGACUAAAUGAUGUGCUUGUGAGUGACCUUAAUUCAUGGAUGGUCAGUUGAUUCACCCACCUAUCAUUCAGACUUUCAGACAUCGCUGCUGACCACACCAGGAUAAUUGUGAAGUGGGUAAAAGGCUUAGGCUGUUGUCAUGUGGUGUCGCUCUCCUUCUCUUGAUCUCUACCUUUCUCUCUCCUUCACCUUGUUGUUUUUGGUGGCUUCCUCCCUUCCUUGAAGUAAUUAGUGAUAUAUAACGUGACAGUUGAAAGAAAUGGCUUUUCCCGUAUGGAUUUCACCUGUCUAGUCAUGUCCAAUCAGUGAUUACUUGAAGGAAGAGAGAAAGGACUGUAUUUAUCCCAGGCCUUUUGACUUUCUAUGACACUGGUGCAGCAUGGAGGUGCUGACCCCAGUGUUUCUUGAGAGAACAGAGGAUAUAUUUUCCACUAGUUACCACAGCCAUAUUGUCAAAAUUGGCUAUAUCGUAAAAAUGCAUGACACUUUUUGGUCUUAAUUUAAGGUUAGUGUUAUGCAUAAUAUUAGCAGUGUGGUUAGAGGUAGGUUUAAAAUUACAUUUUUAAGAACAUAAAUCGUAGAAGUAGGGGGUGUUUAUGACUUCGUGGCUAGGGUAACUAGUGAAGACCAGAGGACUUUUACUGGCUUAUUCACCGGAGUCCCACACGCCCCCUGAUGGCAGUAUAUAUUUGCCCAUGCAGCCUUCUGAUCCCACUGGGGGUAAUUUUGACGCUGCACAUUCCUUUUCCUCCAUGACAUGUUAACGCAACCUCCUCCGAUGGCAGGGUUUGUUUGAGAUGUCACUCACUGUAUCAGGAUGCGCUGACUAUGAAUAUGUAUACCUCAGAGAAAAGCCAUUACUGUCUCUAGCACACACACGCACACACUUUUUGUUCUCUCAUCUCAGUCUUUGCUCCCCAGUGCCAGCUUCAUGACCUCUAACCUUCCUCUGGUGCCAUGGGUGCUGAAAUGUUAACAUGUUGUAGACAUGAGCCCUAUUCUCUCCUCUUAAGAUGGUGCCAUUUUGACACUUGCGUUUGGUGGGUUAGCUGUAUCAUUGCAAGUGCUUUUGGAGAAACCAUUCAGAAAUAUUGUUUUGUUUUUUGCCAUGUUAUUGCUUACCUGCUGUCUUCCCAGGCCGUGCUUGUGUAACAACCAUACCAUCUCAGAAUUGGUAUGGUUGCGUAUUUCUGACAUUACAUAAAAGGUCUGUUAUUUUGCUUUAGAUCAUUUACGUGACUAAGAAUUCAUGAGGCUUCUACUAUAGUAGUAUUGCUUAUGAUUACACAUCAUUUUUUUCAUUAAGUAUUCUUAACCUGCUUUUCUUGCUUGAUCCCAACAACCAAAGUUAUUGUUUUGGCAUCCUUGUUUUCUUGUCAUUGUACUUCCUUAAUAUUAAUGGAACCACUUACUUUAAUACAUACUUGAAAUGUUUUGCCACAGUUUGUACAUAUGUACAGUCACCUAUAAAUGAUCUAGAUGCUACGGGGGGGCAUGACUUGGUACCCUCUCCAUCAGCAACUAGAAGACGACACUGAGUCAGAUGGCUUUGACCAGUUGUAUCCUCGUCAUGUCUUCUGCAUCUAGGGGUAGAUUAAUUCAACCUGAGGUUUUCUCAUUGGCUUUAAGCACAAUUAUUAUUGUACUGGUAUGCUUUUGUGUAUUUAAAGAAUACUAUCUUGCUUGAAUGAAACGGGUCCAUCAGGGCCUUAAUGACCAUUUAUCGUUGCUGGUUCCUUUUUCAUUCUCACUGUCAUUCCAGACAAUCUCUCCACUUCCUCAGUGUUGGAGAGACCAUUUAUCGAUGGUUGCUUGCAUUUGUCCACAAAUGUGUAGGGCACGAGCUGCAAAGACUGCUCAAGUGAGGUAGACUUUUUCCGACAUUACGUUCAGAGUUGUUUAAACUGUAGACCUCCAGUGGUUAGAGACAAGACUGCAAUAUUGUACUGAUUAUUUUCAAUUGUAAAUUAUGUAAAGUUGAUUAUGUUCAAAUGGGAGUCUAUUUUCUUGAUCCGUUUUUCUUUUCUCCCUCUUCAAAGCUGUCUCCUGUUCUGGUAAUAGUUUCAAAGCUAUGAAUAUGAGUCAAGUAUUACAAUUGUAUUAUGAAUAUUACUGUGUUGAAACAUGAAUGUUACUUCAAAAUGUAUUUGAAUGCUUUAACCUGGUUAAGGGCUCCAAUCGUGAAGAACCCCUUUUUUUUUCAGGUUUUUGAAGAAGAAAAAAAAUUACAGAAAGAAACGAGGUCUAGACUCUUUCUGUCUUAAAAUGCCUACCCCCUUCGCCCCCAGAAGCCUCAAGUGAAAUGUGUCUUGGGACCUUUCCAAAAUCUUACUUUUUAUUCCCUCCUAACUUAAAGGGGAAAUCAAGUUUGCACCCUUUUUUAUGUAAAAUAAAUCUCUCUUAACCUUUA
This is a messenger RNA of Salvelinus namaycush (lake trout), 7007 nucleotides long. Its product is annotated as casein kinase I-like. Gene Ontology annotation, biological process: peptidyl-serine phosphorylation; endocytosis; positive regulation of canonical Wnt signaling pathway. Gene Ontology annotation, molecular function: ATP binding; protein serine/threonine kinase activity. Bases 307 to 1686 code for a protein of 459 amino acids. The transcript has 13 exons. The record is from RefSeq and is a predicted model, not a curated record. Gene Ontology annotation, cellular component: cytoplasm; nucleus; plasma membrane. Lineage: Eukaryota; Metazoa; Chordata; Actinopteri; Salmoniformes; Salmonidae.